Dissoconium aciculare CBS 342.82 is the source of this 1202-nucleotide messenger RNA. RefSeq lists its product as uncharacterized. Gene Ontology annotation, biological process: protein phosphorylation. Gene Ontology annotation, molecular function: ATP binding; protein kinase activity. The transcript is spliced from 2 exons. Bases 260 to 907 code for a protein of 215 amino acids. The record is from RefSeq and is a predicted model, not a curated record. Lineage: Eukaryota; Fungi; Ascomycota; Dothideomycetes; Mycosphaerellales; Dissoconiaceae.
UUGCUUGUUUCCUGCUGUGCCUCCCUUGUCACAUCAUCCCUCCAUCAUCAUCAUAACCACUCGCUGUCCUCACCGUCACGAGUCCUCUUGUUCUUUGACAUCAUCCUUGUUGGCCUUGCUGCACAACGUGUUGCACCCGCACGUCGCUCUUCUCUUGUUCUUGUUGUUGUUGCGUCGACUUUCUUUAUCAUCGUUCAUCCGUGUCGUCUUUCUCCAUUCCGUCUACAUCGACCGAUCACCGUCGAACGCAGAUCUAACCAUGACGACCAUUCAGAAUUUGAAAAACUUCAUCCGGCACGGGAAGCAGGCUCGUGACACUCGUUCGCCACAGGACCAUGCCACGACCCAUGUGUCGAACGUGCACGCUCAGACUCAACGCUUUGCCGGCGCGCCUGCUCAACCGCAACAUGGCAUAACCGAUCCUAAUGUUUAUGACCACAAACCACUUCAGGCGAACGCUCCUCACCAGGACUAUUCCGCGGCCGCCAUAGACAACCGGAACGUUGCAGCCAAGGCCCACAACGCCGCAGCUGGCGCGGUUGACCAACAGCAGAAGCGUGACCAAAAGCAAAAUGACUACGACGCUUCAGUGUUGGAACGCAUCGUCGCCGAGGAACGUGAGAGCAAGGGCAAAUUGCCUCGUUACCCUGGCCUCGAACGAUGGACUCUCGUCGAGAAAAUGGGCGAUGGAGCCUUCAGCAAUGUCUACCGAGCCAGGGACAACAAUCACGUCUACGAUCAAGUCGCUAUCAAGGUCGUCCGAAAGUUCGAAAUGAACACAACGCAGGUGAGUAACGGCACAUUCUGCAUGUUUUUCCUCGCUCUUUCUCUACCAUUCAUCCGUUCUCUUUGCCUACCGCCUCGACUUGGGCGACUGCUCCGGUCGGCGGCGCACCUUUUGAUCUGAUAGAAUUUUGCCAACAUUUCUGUGCGUUCAGGCUGGAAAGAACGUCAUGCAUCCGGACUACGAAAAGAAAGUGCCGAAAGGCGUGGAGCGUGCCAACAUUCUCAAGGAAGUCCAAAUCAUGCGCCAACUUGACCAUCCGAACGUUGUCAAGCUCGUAGACUUCACCGAAUCUCGUCAAUAUUACUACAUCGUCCUUGAGCUUUGCCCUGGCGGCGAGCUCUUCCACCAGAUUGUUCGAUUGACAUACUUUAGCGAGGACCUUUCACGACACGUUAUCCUCCAGGUGGCCCAGGCU